This is a messenger RNA of Pelodiscus sinensis (Chinese soft-shelled turtle), 2449 nucleotides long. It is a transcript of the gene RAB32, whose product is annotated as RAB32, member RAS oncogene family. Gene Ontology annotation, cellular component: late endosome; phagocytic vesicle; Golgi apparatus. Gene Ontology annotation, molecular function: GTPase activity; GTP binding. Lineage: Eukaryota; Metazoa; Chordata; Testudines; Trionychidae. The record is from RefSeq and is a predicted model, not a curated record. Gene Ontology annotation, biological process: phagosome-lysosome fusion; endosome to lysosome transport.
AUAACGCGCCGGGUUUCCGUGUCCUGUGACUGCAGUCAGGUGGUUGCGUUCCCAGCCGGGCCGGGGCGGGGCAGAAAGUAGUUGGGCAAGAAAGUUUGCGGGCUGCCUGCGCGUCCCAGCUUCCUUGCCCAGGCCUCCGCGUGGCCAAAGGCUGGGGCCGGCAGCUCCCCGGGGAGCAGCAGGAGCGGGCGGGGCCGGGCGCGGAGCGGCGAGAAUGGCUGCGGGAGAAGGCCGGGGCGCCGGGGGGCUGGAGUGCCGGGAGCAUCUCUUCAAGGUGUUAGUGAUCGGGGAGCUGGGCGUGGGCAAAACCAGCAUCAUCAAGCGGUACGUGCACCAGCUCUUCUCGCAGCACUACCGGGCCACCAUCGGCGUGGACUUUGCCCUCAAAGUCAUCAACUGGGACAGCAAGACCCUGGUGAGACUGCAGCUCUGGGACAUCGCAGGCCAGGAACGUUUUGGUAACAUGACAAGAGUGUACUAUAAGGAGGCAGUCGGUGCCCUUGUGGUCUUUGAUGUCACAAGAGGCUCCACGUUUGAAGCUGUUUCCAAGUGGAAACAUGACUUGGACAGUAAAGUGCUCCUUCCAAAUGGCAGCCCCAUACCUGCAGUUCUCCUUGCAAACAAGUGUGACCAGAAAAAAGAUGGCAGCCAGAAUUCCUCUCAAAUGGACCAGUUCUGCAGGGAAGGUGGCUUUAUUGGGUGGUUUGAAACAUCUGCUAAGGACAAUAUCAACAUAGAUGAAGCUGCUCGAUUCUUGGUGGAAAACAUCCUUGCCAACUACAAAAGCUUUCCUAAUGAAGAAAAUGAUGUGAGCAAACUAAAACUGGACCCAGACCUCUUGAAGGCCGACAGUAAAUCACAGUGCUGCUAAUGUUGCCUUUGCUCUCACAUGAAAAGGCAAUAGAAUGCGCAGCAAGACUCUUGCUCCCCAGAUCAGACUGCUGCUAUGGUGCUGCAUUAAGGACAAUCCAAGUGAGGGGUUUGGUUAUCUUUGGUGAUAUUUUUGGGUGUUUACACAUUUUGUUCUUGUAUAAAAUUGAAAAUAUGCUGUUUAUCACUUCAUCCUCCACUAAAAGAGCAGCUGUCUAGCAGUUGGCUACCUUUUUCUGACAUGAAAACAGAGGAUAGUGUUUACACUUUAUUCUCCAAGGAAUACAGACAACAUUCAGUAUGAUGCAUAUCCAGUCUAGGCAUUAGUUCAGAGGAUGAAUAUUGUGGUACUUCAGAACAGUAGUAAUUUGGCAGAAGUUAAAGCUGAAAUAAGCAUUUGCUUCUUUGCCAUGUGUCCUUUAUACCUAUGAUCUCCCAUGCCUACUUACCUGCCUCCUUUUUAUUCCCACACAUACUAUUUUUAUCCCUGUUGAUUAUCCCCUAACAUGAGUGGCCUAUAACUACAGUCCUCCUGGGGGUGGUGAAUGUUUUUCUUGUGCUGGACAGGGAUAGCUGAGCAAUGGCAGUCAGGUGACAAAGGAAGGGACUAUGUCCAGUGCAAGUAAGGACAGCUGUUUCCUGUUCUCCUCAGCACACCACUUAGCAAGUAUGUGACAGGAAAAGCAUGGCUAUUGGGGGUGAUACAAUUUGAACAAGUGCAUCUUCAGUUAUUAGCUGAGCAGAUUUUUAUUUCAAAUAUUCUUAAACAGUUUAAACCUGUGAAACACAUUCCAGCAUACACAGCAGGAUUUUCUUGGUGUAUUGUACCCAAUUAAAAUAAAGCGAAAGGAAACAUCACCCAUGUGCACAUACUAAAACUAAUGGCCAGAAUAAAUUCAUACACAAAUGCUUGGAGAUUAGCUUUACUUCAUCCAGGAGAGGAGGGCCAUUAAAACUAGAUACCUUUGAUUUAGUGAUAUAGAGAAAAGAGAUGGCUUGGGCAUCUUAAGAUAAAUUGAAGGGUUAUUUACAUCACUCAGUUAUUUACCUAUUACAAAGACUUCCCUAACUAAAAAUGAAUGCUGCACAUAUUUACACUUUGUAUUGGUGAAUUAAUGCAUUACCAAUUUUAUAACUAUAUGAAAUGCUGAGUUAAGUGAAGAAACUCACUAGCUUGCUUUACCUCCUGGUAGAAGGCAGGCUAUGUGAAGUCUUGACUUCUGCAACUCCAUGAAUAUGGUCAAAAUUUUGGGAGCCAGGUUGCCUGGUGAAAAGGCAUAAACUUCCCUAGAGAUUGUGGAAACUACAUUAAGUGGAACUCCUACUUUCUCUAAGGUUCUGGAUGCUAUGUUUUGCCACGUGACACCUUAAUUGUCAUUCUGAAGUCUCACGGGUUUUUAUUUGGUCGAACACUAUAAAAGUUUAGGUCAUAUACCCUGUCCAUGUACCAAUGUUUAGAUGCGCUAGAUCUUUCAUAGUUGCCUGUUAAAGUUAAAGGAAAAGGUUGUCUUAAGUACAAGCCACUUUUUUAAUGAAUACAAAUAUCUUUAUUUUUAAGCAAUAAAUAAAACUGUUCAGG